AUGUCUUCAUCAAUUCAGCUCCUCAACCCUAAGGCAGAGCUGUUAAGGCGCCAGCAGGCGCUUCAGGUGAAUAUCGCCGCUGCACAGGGCUUGCAACAAGUUUUGGCCUCGAACCUCGGCCCAAAGGGAACAUUGAAGUUGCUUGUAGAUGGAUCAGGUAACCUCAAGCUCACCAAAGACGGGAAAGUGUUGCUUACAGAAAUGCAAAUUCAACAUCCUACCGCAGUGAUGAUUGCACGUGCUGCCAGUGCCCAGGACGAGAUCACGGGUGACGGAACGUCCACGGUGGUCUUGUUAGUCGGAGAAUUGUUGAAGCAGGCUGAACGCUUCAUAUCUGAAGGAGUCCACCCGCGAGUGAUUGUGGACGGGUUUGACGUGGCCAGAGAAGCCACGUUGCAGUAUUUGGACGCGUUCAAGACGCAGCCUGAGCAGUUUGACCGGGAGUUUUUGCUCCAAGUGGCCCGUUCGUGUGUGGGCACCAAAUUGACUGCAGACUUGACGGACGUGGUGGCGCCAAUUGUCACCGACGCCGUGUUGGCGGUCUCUGGCGACGACAAGGAGGACACCGUCAGCAAGAAAAACCUCGAUCUUCACAUGAUCGAGAUCAUGACCAUGCAGCAUGGCCACACUAAGGAUACCACAUUUGUCAAGGGGCUCGUGUUGGACCACGGCGCUCGCCACCCAGACAUGCCACGUGUGGUAAACAACGCGUUUGUGUUGAUUUUGAACGUGUCGCUCGAGUACGAGAAGACAGAGGUGAACAGUGGGUUUUUCUACUCUUCGGCAGAACAGAGAGAGAAAUUGGUGGCGUCGGAGCGUAAGUUUGUGGACGCCAAAUUGAAGAAGAUUGUAGACCUCAAGAACGAGGUGUGUGGACUUGACGGAGACCGUGGCUUUGUCAUCAUCAACCAGAAGGGCAUCGACCCCAUGUCGUUGGACGUUUUGGCGAAAAACGGCAUUUUGGCAUUGAGAAGAGCAAAGAGAAGAAACAUGGAGCGCUUGCAGUUGAUUGUUGGCGGAGAGGCGCAAAACUCUGUGGACGACUUGCUGCCAGAGAUCUUGGGUCAGGCCGGUAAAGUGUAUGAGGAGAGCAUCGGGGAGGACAAAUUCACGUAUAUCACCGAGUGCCCAGAGCUGAAGUCGGCGACGAUUCUCAUCAAGGGCCUGGCGGCGCACGAGUUGCAACAGACCAAGGACGCUGUUCGGGACGGGUUGCGGGCGGUGGCCAACGUGAUCAAGGACGAGGCCAUUGUGCCGGGAGGAGGAGCUUUUUUCAUGAGCAGCAACCAGCACCUUCUCUCGAGCCAGACGGGCAUCUUGAAAGGACGCAACAAGCCAGGCAUCCAAGCAUUUGCCGAGGCGCUUUUGGUGGUGCCCAAGACGCUCAGCGCCAACGCAGGGUUGGACUCGUUGGAGGCGAUUUCGGCGUGCCAGGACGAGAUUGGCGAAAACAGACAGGUGGGCGUUGAUCUUGCGUCUGGCGAGCCCAUGGACCCGGCGCUUGAAGGAGUGUGGGACUCGUACCGGGUUUUGCGGAACGCCGUUUCCUCGGCCACGGGCAUUGCAUCGAACUUGUUGCUCUGUGACGAGCUUUUGAAAGCGGGCAAGUCGUCGUUGAAGGGCCAGGGAGGAGGAAAUGGUAUGCCUCAGGGAAUGCCCCAGGGAAUGCCUCAGGGAAUGCCUCAGGGAAUGCCCCAGGGGAUGCCAGGAAUGAUGUAG
Molecule: messenger RNA, 1719 nt
Organism: Candidozyma auris
Lineage: Eukaryota; Fungi; Ascomycota; Pichiomycetes; Serinales; Metschnikowiaceae
Gene: CCT6
Product: chaperonin-containing T-complex subunit CCT6
Exons: 1
Coding region: 1-1719 (572 amino acids)
Biological process (GO): protein folding
Cellular component (GO): chaperonin-containing T-complex
Molecular function (GO): ATP-dependent protein folding chaperone; ATP binding; ATP hydrolysis activity
Source: RefSeq, a predicted model, not a curated record